Messenger RNA from Anopheles darlingi, 1373 nucleotides. Its product is annotated as retinaldehyde-binding protein 1-like. The coding region runs from base 67 to 930 and encodes 287 amino acids. The record is from RefSeq and is a predicted model, not a curated record. Gene Ontology annotation, cellular component: membrane. The transcript is spliced from 3 exons. NCBI's taxonomy places the organism in Eukaryota, Metazoa, Arthropoda, Insecta, Diptera, Culicidae. Gene Ontology annotation, molecular function: phosphatidylinositol bisphosphate binding.
CGUUUGUCUGUCAGUUUACGAUCGAUCAUCGGUUGGAACGGAUCGGACAGUCAAGCAGGACACACAAUGGCGUUUGAAUCGUUUAAGCUUGAGAUCGGGCCACCGAGUACCGAGUUGCUCGAGGUAGCACGCCAGGAGCUACGUGAAACACCCGAAGUAAGAGCGGCGGCCGUCGAGGAACUGCGGAAGCUGUUGGCCGCAGCCACCGAUCUUAACUUCCCGGAUGACGAGGAGUUUCUGCUGAUCUUUCUACGCCCGACCAAGUUCUAUCCGGAGAGUGCACUGAAGCUGAUGCGCAACAUUGCCGAGUUCAACAAGACGUACAAGGAUUCGCUACACAAUCUAAUGCCGGCCGAUGUGCAAAAUGUGUUCGUUAAUGCUGACAUUAUCAAUGUGCUGACGAACCGAGAUCAAAAGGGACGCCGUAUAAUGGUGGUUAACAUGGGUGAGACCUGGGAUCCGAAGGUUGUCAGCGAGGAGCAGAUUUUCCGCGUCCUGUACACGAUCCAUAAGCUGGCCGUGCUCGAAGAGGCCACCCAGAUCAACGGUGUGGUGGUGAUCUAUGACUUCAAGGGGAUGGGCAUGAAGCACGUCAAAUCGAUGUCUCCUGGAGGGGCCAAGCGUUUGCUCACCUUCAUUCAGGAGGCGAGUCCACUGCGUGUCAAGGGAAUUCAUUUCAUCAACCAGCCGAUGAUCUUCAGCAUGGUUUGGACACUGUUCAAGCCGUUCGUCCAGGAUAAGCUCAACAAACGGAUGUUCUUCCACGGUGAUAAGCUAUCGAAGCUGCACGAACACGUCCACAAGGACUGUCUGCCUUCCAACUAUGGUGGUUCGCUGCCGGCACUGACCUACGGUGGCAAGGAAUGGUAUCCGGUGGCCGAAAAUCAUUUGGAUUUCAUCAAGAAGUUCAACUCCUGUGGGUUCAAGUAGAGAACAGGUCGUCACACUGCACGAAAAGAUUCAUCCCUUCCCCGAAACGACUACAGCAAAUCAAUCGGAACGACCUUAUCAAAUGCAAAUGGUGUGCAGUGGAGAGUAAGCGAGAGCAGUAGAAGAAGCAGCAAAGAAAAAGACUGAGGGCCGGUCGGCUGGCCGGCUGAUAACGCCAACAGACUCCGCGUUAUCGCGCAGCGACGGAGUCCUCUGUUGGUGGGCUCUCUGUGCUCACUGCUCGGUCGUGCUCCUGCGUCUUGACGUCAUGUGGUAAGGUCAUUUGAUAAAAUGUUUACACGGUUACCAGGCUGACUGUUGAAGUUGGAGUGUUGAGUGCCAUAGUUUUUAAUCGUUUGUUAUGUGCGUCUUAUCGAAUAAACAUCGAAUGAAGUUUUUCUACAAAUGAUCAACCAAGAACGGCUGUAAGUAAUGCUCUUCGU